This is a messenger RNA of Cladocopium goreaui, 1887 nucleotides long. The record is from the annotation of a GenBank genome assembly. NCBI's taxonomy places the organism in Eukaryota, Dinophyceae, Suessiales, Symbiodiniaceae.
AUGGGCAGUGGCGCCGGCAAGCACAAGUAUGAGGUGAAGGACCCAAGUGGCGCCAAGACUGUGCAUGUGGAGCCCAAAGAUGAGACUGCUCCGAAGUUUAUGCGAUCCCUGUCGCCCCUACCAGAGGAGCCCAUGCUCCUCUGUGCGGAUGUGGGUGGCACCAAUACGCGGUUGCACCUCUUCAAAGUGCCGGACACCACAACGGCGGUUGUCCCGGACUCCUGCAUGGUGUACCAGGCCAAGUAUUCCAAUGUGCAGUAUGACUCCUUCACAGAGGUGGCAAUGGAAUUCCUAGAUGCAGCCAAGCGGAAUACCAAAGGCCUUGGUAUGUCAGCUCCCUACCUGGGAUGUUUUGCAGUCGCGGGCGUGGUGGUAGACAACAAGUGCAACUUGGUGAACCUCGGUUGGAAGAUGGACGGCAAUCAGAUUGCGAAGGAUCUGGGGAUGAGGGUGGUGUACCUCAUGAAUGAUUUCGAGGCUCAAGGUUAUGGCAUUUUGACCUUGGAGCCUCAGAAGGAUUGCGACGUGCUCCAGGAUGCUCCUUUGCUUCCGGGCGCACCUAUUGCGCUACUGGGCGCGGGUACUGGUCUGGGACAAGCCUUUAUGACAACUGGAGAGAAUGGAGACUAUGAGGUCUGGCCGUCUGAAGGUGGUCAUAAGGAGUUUGCUCCUCGACAAGAAGGAAGUCAAAACCUGCAGAGUGAAAUGAUGAAGUACUUGCAAAUCCGCUUCAGCGCAAAGUCGCGAAUCAGCGUGGAACGCAUCGUGAGCGGAAGAGGUAUUGCGAACAUCUAUCAGUUUAUGGCCUGGAAAUUCCCAGACAAGAUCAAUAAGGAGAUCCAUCAACUCUUCAGCAACGGCGCGCGCAAGGACGGCACCGUGGGGCCGGUGCACGACCCCGCCGUGAUCGUUGAGGCCGCCAGGAGCGGUAGCUGCGAGCUGUGUUUGAAGACGAUGGACCUGUUCACUGGGGCAUAUGGAUCAGAGGCGGGGGUGAUGGCGCUGAAGUUUAUGCCCUUUGGUGGGCUCUUCGUCACUGGCGGCGUUUCCGCAAAGACUCGUGACUUCAUUCUGGGUGAGAAGGGCACAGCGCAUAAUUUCAUGGAUUCCUUCAAUGACAAGGGACGUGUGUCAACGAUGCUGAAAAGAGUACCUGUCUUUUUGGUGAGGGGCGAGGAUAUGGGCGAACGCGGCGUCAAGCUGAAGGCCAUGAGGAUGUUUGCUGAAGCUCUGCAGAGAAGGAACCUUAAGGGAAAAAUGCAUGUGACGCCAUGGAAACGCUUGGCGUGUCGGCGUUUGAGGCCAAGAUGUUUUAGCGCACGGGUGGAAGCAACGAAGCGCUGGUUGGAUUCCAUCGUCAUUGGUGAAAAAUUGUGCCCUUUUGCAGCUGCAGUCAAAGAGGACCAGAAGCUCCGGGUGCUCGCCAGCGAGGCCAAAGAUGUCAUGGCGCUGGCCAAAGAAGUGGCCAUGGAGGCAGAGAUGCUGGUGGAUGGAUUGAAUGGUCAGCCAGGUGCACCAGAGACGACGCUUCUGGUUCUGGAUCCAUCACAGAGUUUCUGUGCCACCUGGCAAAGUUUCGUGCAAACGUCCUGGACGCUACAACAGGAGGCCAUCCAUGCUCCAGGUUUCUCGGAGCUGCUGCAAAUCGUCCUCUUCCAUCCACAGGCUGUCCAUAGCGUCUAUGCCGAGGGUCCACCUGACCCAGCCGAUUUCACCAUCCGUGCACCGUUCCCAACGGUGCAUUUGCUGAGAGAAGCCGAUGUGAUGAAAGCCGUCACCAGCUACCCAGACACUGCGCAAAUCCCGGCGCGGAACAAGGCCAAGCUCCGCAGCAGGGGCUUGGCCUUUUGCGAAGAACGCUGGAGCGUGGUGGCUGGAAAAAUCUGA